This is a messenger RNA of Linum trigynum, 477 nucleotides long. The record is from the annotation of a GenBank genome assembly. Lineage: Eukaryota; Viridiplantae; Streptophyta; Magnoliopsida; Malpighiales; Linaceae.
AUGAUCACUUUAGAGAGGCUACAAGAAUUGGAAGCCUCAGGAGCAGCAUUGCUACAGGAGAUGACGAGACUCAAGGAGGAUCAUGCUGCUGACCAUGAAGUUCUUAUGGCAGAGCGUGAUGAAGCUCGUGCAGAGAUAGUACGACUGCAACAUCAAGUGCAACAAUCGGUGGGGGAAACCUCAGGAGGUGCCAUGCUCUUAGUGGGUUCACGUGACAUAUUUCCAGAGGCUGAGUCUGACGAGGCACAUAUCCCAAGAGAGGCGGAUACCAGAAUCGAAGGAGUUCCAUCCGAGGAGGUGGUGAUGCAUCGUGGUAACAUGGAGAUUGAGCCUUUCAUUUCAACCCCGAUAUUUGAUACGACUUCUGCGGAUCAAUCCUUUAUUGCGGCAAUGGAUAGCCCAAUCCCGUCAGAGCUUGCAAUGUCGGCCGAGAAUGCCUGGGUGAAUGAAAUACUUGGCUUCGAUCCUCCUAUGUGA